AUGAUGGAUGAGGCGGUGAGACGAUAUGCUGCUGGUGCUGGUGUGAGUGAGACGUAUGUCCGCCCCCUCAUUCAGGUGCUUGCUCAGGCCGCCUUUGACAGCACCACCACUGUCGACAGCCACACCCAAGCCAUUCGCGAUGUGGGGGCCAAUCUGUCCAUCCACGUGGAUGUCCUGCCAGCUCAUGCUGACGUGUGUGGGUUUUUCGGGGAUGCUGGUAAGCUGCUGGCUGCGGUUCCGCAACGGAUCAUCGAGAGAAAGGGAUGGGCUAGAUGGACAUGGGAGACGAAGAUAAGCAUGGAUUUCAUCUAUGCCAUGCAUCAGUGCCUGCUGACAAACCCCAGGUUUGUCCUCCUUCUAGAAGAUGAUGCAAUGCCGGCAUGGCUUUGGGAUGCUGGCGUCGAGAGGUUUCUCACGGUUGACCUUCGUGAGAAGCAUCCUUGGGACUUGGUGGCUCUUUACUACCCGACGACAUAUCAUUGGGGUGCUAAGCACGGCGAUGUGUAUGAUUUUCCCUGCUGCACUCAAGCAGACCUUUUCAGGGCUGAUGUUGCCAAGAAAGUGGUCGGCUAUGUGGAGUCGCGGUUUAUGCAGAAUCCAGGCGAUGUGCUGCUAGGAGAGUGUGUGAAGAAUAGGAAGCUCGUUGGGUAUGCACAUGUGCCCUCCUUGUUCCAGCAUACUGGGACUCGUCGCGUGGUUUCGCUCCUCGCGCUAUUCCUUCUCGCCGCGUCCCUCGCGCCAAUUUUUGCGGCGGAUUCCGAUGGCUCCGCCACGGCCGCGCCUCCGCGGUUCGCGCGCGCGCGGCUGAGACGGACGGGGGAGCUCACACUAGACCGCAUCGCGGCGCAGCGCGAGUGGCUAUCGUCCGCUGCGUUCAAGCAGCGCCUUCUCGCCGCCAGCGGCCUCCGCGCGGACGGCGCAGAAGUCGGCGCAAGCGGCGGCGAGCGCGGGCCGGACGUGGUGCCGCUGAGCAACUACAUGGACGCGCAGUAUUACAUGGAGAUCGGCAUCGGCUCGCCGCCACAGACGUUCAAAGUCGUGCCCGACACCGGCAGCAGCAACCUCUGGGUGCCCUCGCGCCGCUGCUACCUCUCUCUGGCGUGUUUGAACCACGCCAAGUACGAUUCGCGCAAGUCGCGCUCGUACGAGGCGGACGGCACGCCGUUCGCCAUCCAGUACGGCAGCGGCGCCAUGAAGGGCUUCCAAUCCAAGGACGAUGUGACCAUCGGCGACGUGACUAUAACGGGGCAAACCUUCGCGGAGGCCACGAGCGAACCCGGGCUCGCGUUCUUCGCGGCGAAAUUUGAUGGAAUCAUGGGGCUGGGCUUUAAGGAGAUCUCCGUGAACGGGAUAAUCCCCCCGUGGUACAACAUGCUCGACCAGGGGUUGGUGCCCGAGCCCGUCUUCUCCUUCUGGUUCAACCGGGAUCCCGAGGGCAUGGCGGGCGGCGAGGUGGUGUUUGGGGGAGUGGAUAAGGCGCACUACAAGGGGAACCACUCGUGGGCGCCUGUCAGCAGGCGCGGGUACUGGCAGUUUGACAUGGGAGAUGUGCUCAUCAACGGCUCCACCACCAGCAUCUGCAAGCGCGGCUGUGCUGCCAUUGCCGACACUGGUACCUCGCUCAUUGCAGGCCCAUCGGCGGUGAUAGCGGAGAUCAAUGCAGCCAUCGGAGCCAAGGGCGUGCUGAGCGAAGCGUGUAAGCAGCUCGUGCACGACUAUGCUGUCAUCAUCAUUGACCUGCUCGAGCAGAAGAUGGAUCCAAAUCUUGUGUGCCAUGCCAUCGGCCUCUGUGACGACAUGGCUGCAGCCACCGCUCACAGCACGCCCAUGCCCAGCAUGAGCCGCCGCCUGCUCGGGUGGGAGGAGGAUCCAGUCAUCCAGAUGCCCGGGGACCACGCUGACGUGGCAGAUGCCGUCGGUGGCGAAGCAAGCAGCACUGGGAGCAGCGGCAGCAACGGAGGGCGCGUGGGCGACCCCAAGUGUUCGCUGUGCGAGGCGUUGGUGAUAUGGGUGCAGAACCAGCUGGCGAGGAACAAGACGCGGUCGCAGAUCAUCAGCCAUCUCAACAAGAUGUGUGAGCACAUUCCAAGCCCAGGCGGGCAGGCGCAGGUGGACUGCAGCAAGGUGCACAUGAUGCCGGCUGUGGCCUUCACCAUCGGGGACAAGCAGUUUGCGCUACAGCCGGAGCAGUACGUGCUACAGGCGGGGCAGGCCGGCCAGCAGCUGUGCAUCAGCGGCUUCCUGCCCCUCGACGUGCCUGAACCCCUGGGUCCCAUCUGGAUUCUGGGGGACACGUUUCUGGGGGCGUACCACUCGGUGUAUGAUUUUGGGAAUGAGCGCGUGGGCUUUGCUGAGUCAACGUGA
Molecule: messenger RNA, 2364 nt
Organism: Closterium sp. Yama58-4
Lineage: Eukaryota; Viridiplantae; Streptophyta; Zygnematophyceae; Desmidiales; Closteriaceae
Source: the annotation of a GenBank genome assembly